AGGGAGGAGAGUGAAAACUUGAAAAUAGAAGGAAAUGGCGACAGCAGACUGGAACCCUUUGGGAGACGUAUACUACAAAAAAUGUGAAGUGUAUUCUAUGGAAUGGAGUGAAAUAGUUGAUUUAAACAAAUUUGAAGUGUCGUCUGCUCCUUAUGGUGGACCUAUAGCAUUGCUGAAGGAUGAAGCUAAAACAGCUCAAGUACAGGUGGUCACCAAACCUAUUGUCUCGGUAUUCACUGCAGCUGGGAGACAGAUCAGUCAAAUGAGGUGGAACAGUGGUAAAAUCCACAAGAUGGGCUGGUCUCACACAGAAGAGCUAUUGUUUGUGCAGGAUGAUGGAGUGGUGUUGGUGUAUGACAUGUUCCUCAAUUUCAAAAAGACAUUUGGUUUGGGCCAGGAAGCAAAGGAUGUGAAGGUGAUAGACUGUAAAAUAUUCAGCAGUUUCCAAGGGACUGGUAUAGCAGUACUGACCAGUACCUUUAGAGUAUACAUUGUCAACAGUGUGGACGAACCUAGGAUCAGGAGACUGGCUGAGGUCCCAGGCCUUUCUUCAGCCCCCAGUAGCUGGACAAUAAUUAAUUUAGAUCGACAGUCCAGAGCACUGAUUGCCAAAGAGAGUGAGCUUUGUCUGAUUGACCAUGGAGGACAGUAUCAAGUUCAGACCCCUGAAAUCUCUACAGAAGUAUCAAAGUUCCUGGAUAUGUCACUAUCAUUCAACAACCGCUUCCUUGCCAUGUUUACAGACAAAGGGGUGAUAUGGAUAGGCUCCUCAGAUCUUCAGAAAAAAUACUGUGAAUUCAACACGAAAUCUCCAACUCCACCUCAGCAACUCUCCUGGUGUGGUUCGGGAGCUGUUGUUGGCCUGUGGAAUAGAACUAUGUUAGUUGUAGGGCCUGAUAAAGACUGGAUCAACUUCAAUUUUGAGUCCCCAGUCCAUGUGGUUGAAGAGGAGGAUGGAUUACGAAUUAUUGGAAAUUAUGAGCAUGAGUUUCUCCACAAAGUCUCAGAUGUCACAGAGAAGAUUUUCAAAAUAGGUUCAAUGGAACCAGGUGCUAUGUUGUUUGAGGCCUCUAAAGAAUUUUAUAAAGGAAGCCAGAAAGCAGAUGAAUACAUUAGAAUUAUUAAAGACAAACUGGAGGUAGCAGUAAGUCAGUGUAUAGAAGCAGCAGGACAUGAAAUAGAUUCAGAAAAACAGGAAUCUCUCCUUAAGGCUGCUGCCUUUGGAAAGUGUUUUUUGACAGACUACAGUCCAGAGGCCUAUGUCAACAUGUGUCAAAUGCUGCGAGUCUUGAAUCAAGUUAGAAACCAUGUUAUUGCCAUUCCUCUUACUUAUUCACAAUUACAGCAUUUGACCAUGCCAAUUUUGAUAGACCGACUAGUGCUCAGGAAAUUGUUUUAUUACGCAGUUAAAAUCUGUCAGUAUCUGAAAAUACCAGAUGCAGAGGGUGCCAGUAGAAUAUUGGCUCACUGGGCUUGCUACAAGGUGCAGCAGAAGACAGAAGAUGAUGAGACCAUAGCUAGAGCUAUUAACCAAAAACUUGGAGAUACCCCAGGGGUCUCAUAUUCCGAUAUUGCAAGCCAUGCCCUAGAGGUUGGGCGCACAGACCUUGCUAUUAGGCUGUUGGACUUUGAGCCUAGAGCAGCCCAACAAGUGCCAUUGUUGAUGAAAAUGCAAAAGGACAGCAUUGCUCUAUUAAAAGCCAUUGAAAGUGGAGACACAGAUCUAGUUUACACUGUGUUACUGAGGUUAAAAGAAUCAAUGAAUCAGGGAGAAUUCUUCAUGUCAAUAAGGAGCAUGCCAGUAGCCUAUGCACUGUUUAUUCAGUACUGUAGACAACAGAACAGGAGGCUUAUGGAAGAUCUCUUCUACCAGGAAGAUAACUUCCAGGAGGAAGGGACUUGUAAGGUCAUCAAUAGCUUUAGACAAGAUAAAUUGGAUGAUAGAAUUGAGGAACUGAGGCUUGCACAAUCUUGCUUUUCAAAGUCCAAAAAUGAAUAUGCCAGAGUGCAAAUUGAAGACCAGAUAAAGUUACUGAAAUACCAACAGAGGUUGGAGGAGGAUAUGAACAGACCAUUUUUAAAUCUAUCUCUUCAUCAAACAAUUUACUGCCUGACCAAGGAGAACAACCAUAAAGUAGCAGAACAGCUCAGAAAAGAAUUCAAAGUUCCAGAUAGAAGGUUUUGGUGGCUAAAAAUUAAUGCCUUGGGAGAAAGUGGAGACUGGAUUGAGCUUGAGAAAUUUUCUAGAGGCAAGAAAGCACCUGUGGGUAUGGAGGCUUUUGUAGAUGUUUGUUCAAAGUAUGGAAAUAUGAAGGAAGCUCUGAAGUAUUUGGUCAAAGUAUCUCCGGAUCAGAAAGUAAAAUGUUUAGUUAAAGUGGGGGAAAAGAAAAAAGCAGCAGAGACAGCAUUUGAAAAUCACAGUGAGGAGGAAUUAAGUUUUGUUUUAUCCAAGUGUGGACCAAGUGAUAAACAGUUAGUUGAUACAAUCCGAAGCAUGAAACAGCAGCUAGGUAAAAGAUGAUGAGAUGUUAAAAUUCUGACAAGACUGAAAUAUUUGAUUAUUGCACAAUUUUAUGUACAGUAACUGGAAAAUGUUUUGGUUUCAUAUAGGUCUCCAAAUUCACAUAUUUUAAAGGGAAAAAAACUAUAUUUAUUGUAUCCACAACAAAAUAUACGUAAAAUGAGGUUUAAAAAAAAAUAAAUUAAAUGUCAAUUAAAUUGAUUGAUAAAGGCUCACCUAGGCCGUAGGCUUUUCCUUAUCAAAAUUUAGAUGGCAUGUGUUAGUUAUUUAAUUGUCAGUCGUAGGUAUGUGUAGCUCCUCAUAAUUUUGCACAUGUGCUAGAAUGUUCUAUGAAUUUUAAUAUGAUUUUGAGUAUGAUAUAGAUAAAAAAUAAAAAUUUUUAGUCAA
Molecule: messenger RNA, 2908 nt
Organism: Saccostrea echinata
Lineage: Eukaryota; Metazoa; Mollusca; Bivalvia; Ostreida; Ostreidae
Product: vacuolar protein sorting-associated protein 16 homolog
Exons: 22
Coding region: 35-2521 (828 amino acids)
Biological process (GO): vacuole fusion, non-autophagic; endosomal transport; intracellular protein transport
Cellular component (GO): endosome; HOPS complex; cytoplasm
Molecular function (GO): actin binding
Source: RefSeq, a predicted model, not a curated record